UAUUAUAUGGCAUUGGAUAUUAGUUGACAAAGUUUGUGACUGAAAUUUAUCCUAAUACAUGCUUUGGCUUUCAUUGGUUGUAAGGAACACAUAUUUGUUUGGAAAUGGCUGUUGGGAUCAAAAGGUUCAGUGUUUUGAAGUUGUCAUUGUUCUUGUUGUUCAUAUUGAGUUUGCUUUCGUUGCAGGAUUGUGCUGAAGUUUAUAGCUUAAAUGCUUCGCAACCAUUAUCACAGGGGCAAGCUCUUGUUUCCCCUGGUCAUAUUUUCGAACUGGGCUUCUUCACUCCUAAUGAUUCUGAUUAUCAGUAUGUGGGGUUAUGGCACAAGAAUAUAACCCAUAAAGUUGUAUGGGUGGCCAAUAGAGGAAAGCCUCUUGCAGUUGCAGACACCUUGGCUAGUUUGAGAAUUGGCAGCAAUGGGAAUCUAGAGCUUGUCGAUGGAAAACUGAGUUCUGUGUGGUCAACUAAUAUUAAUAUUUCAGGGUCAUCUAAUAGCUCAAAUGCAGUUCUUUUAGACAGUGGAAACUUUGUUGUUCAGGAUGAUAAGGGAGCUGGAUUAUGGGAGAGUUUCGAUUACCCUACUGACACAAUCCUACCGAGCCAGCUGCUUGGAUUCAAUAGUAAAUCGGGAAAGAGGGACUUCUUGACUUGCUGGAAAAGUGAGAGUGAUCCAUCGAUUGGGAAAUAUUUGGUUGGACUUACCCCCGAGACGCCAUCACAAGUGAUUGUUUGGAUUAAUGGAUCAACUCCUCAUUGGAGAACUGGACCAUGGGAUAAAUCAAAGUUCAUUGGGAUACCGGAUAUGGAUGAUCGAUAUCAGAGUGGAUUUAGUCUAGAUGAUAAUGUGAUACAGGGAACAAAGUAUUUCUCUUAUAAUUUGUUGACAGUGCAUGGUGUCUCAUAUUUAGCCAUUUCCUCAGAAGGGAUAUCAAACCUUAUGCUUUCAGAUAGUGGCAAUUGGUCUCUUAACUGGGAGGCACCAAGUAAUCCAUGUGACUACUAUGGAACAUGUGGACCUUUUGGUGUUUGCAAGGCUUCUGAAUCUACAAUCUGCAAGUGUUUGAAAGGGUUUAUGCCAAAGUCAAAUGAGGAAUGGAGCAAAGGAAACUGGACAGGAGGGUGUGUAAGGCGAACCAAUUUGUUUUGUGAGACUAACACCAGCAAUGAUGGGUUUUGGAAGAUGGUGAGGUUGAAAGUACCAGAUUCUCAUGAAUUUGUUGUUACAUCUUUGGAUGAUGAAAACUCAGCUGACGACUGCAAGAUACGGUGCCUAAAGAAUUGUUCUUGCCUGGCUUAUGCAUUUGUUAAUAACAUAGGUUGUUUGGUCUGGUCCAAAGACCUUCUUGAUGUACAGGAGUUUUCCUCUGGUGGAGUUGAUCUUUAUAUUCGCCUCGCACAUUCAGAACUAGGUAAAGGAAAGCCGAUAAAAUUAAUUGCCAGCCUUACGGCUAUUUGUUCUGCCAUUACUUUGGUUGCCAUAGUGUUCAUUUGGCACAGGUUGCGAACUAAGCACAAGGAGUUAGGACAUGUCAUAUUUACACCACAGCACUUAGAACCGACUGAUACAAUGCAGACUUCAAGAAAUGUUCUUCGAGAAUACAUGGGAAAGCAUGAUCUUUCAGAGCUAUUGUUGUAUGAUUUUGAUACCAUAUUAAUUGCUACAAACAAUUUCAGCAUGACAAACAAACUGGGGCAAGGAGGCUUUGGUCCAGUCUAUAAGGGUAUGCUACCAGAAGGGAAGGAAAUUGCUGUAAAAAGACUAUCUAGUAGCUCCGGACAAGGCAUUGAAGAGUUCAAGAAUGAGAUGUUGUUGAUAUCCAAUCUUCAACACAAAAAUCUAGUUAGAAUCAUGGGUUGCUGCAUUCAAGAAGAGGAGAAGUUACUGAUUUUGGAGUUCAUGCCAAACAAAAGCUUGGAUACUUUUCUAUUUGAUCCAACCAGAAAAGCAAUGCUUGAUUGGAAUAGCCGAUUUAAUAUUAUUCAAGGUGUUGCAAGAGGGCUUCUUUACCUCGAUCAUGAUUCCUAUUUGAAGAUAAUUCAUAGAGAUUUGAAAGUUAGCAACAUUCUCCUGGAUGAGAAAAUGAACCCAAAAAUUUCAGACUUUGGAUUGGCACGAAUAGUUCAAGGGACACAGAAUCUAGAAAAUACUCAGAAGGUUGUGGGAACUCGUGGAUAUAUGUCUCCGGAGUAUGCCAUGGGCGGGAUAUUUUCUGAAAAAUCUGAUGUCUACAGCUUUGGGGUCUUGAUAUUGGAGAUAAUUAGCAGCAAGAAGAAUACAAGCUUCUGUGUCCAAGACCAACAGCUAGGAUUUCUAGCUUAUGCAUGGGAGUUAUGGAAUGAAGGCAGGGGAUUGGAAUUGUUAGAUAAAGUAUUGGAUGAUUCAUAUUCUUCAUCAGAAGUAAUGAGAUGCGUUCAUAUUGGGCUUCUUUGUGUACAAGAUAAUGCCAUGGAUAGGCCAACCAUGCCUGAUGUAGUUUUGAUGCUAAGUAGUGACAAAGAUGGUCCAGAACCUAAGCAACCUGUAUUCACUAUCCAAAACUCAGUGUUUCAUCCUCAACCACAGUAUGAAAAUACUUCCUCCACAAAUCAAGCUUCCAUAACAGUGAUUGAAGGACGGUAAUCAUAAUUAUUCAGUGUACUUAGUCAGUGAAGGUGUAUGUACAUUCAACUAGUUUUAUAGUCAAAACUGUUUAACAUUUUCCCAGAUUAAAAUUCUAGGUCCACCAAAAUUUACAGAGAUCAAUUGCUGCUGUCUUGAUUUCUCAUAUGGCACUAUUAGCCUUUUUUGUAGUAACUAGUCAAGGAAGAGCCCUCCUCAGGAAAAGGGGUCAUGCACAUUUCCUCUAGCUUAGCAUAGUAAUUAGUUUGGUGCUGAAAAUGAAAUUUUCAUUAUGUGCUGAAGCAAACUUUGACAGUUCCAUUUUGGUAUCA
Messenger RNA from Rosa chinensis, 2929 nucleotides. RefSeq names its product G-type lectin S-receptor-like serine/threonine-protein kinase SD1-29. Gene Ontology annotation, biological process: protein phosphorylation; recognition of pollen. Lineage: Eukaryota; Viridiplantae; Streptophyta; Magnoliopsida; Rosales; Rosaceae. The record is from RefSeq and is a predicted model, not a curated record. Gene Ontology annotation, molecular function: ATP binding; protein serine/threonine kinase activity.